Cylicocyclus nassatus is the source of this 414-nucleotide messenger RNA. The record is from the annotation of a GenBank genome assembly. Lineage: Eukaryota; Metazoa; Nematoda; Chromadorea; Rhabditida; Strongylidae.
AUGGCGGAACCAGGCGCGCGUCCGGCUCAUUGGAAUCCGUUCUAUCCACGUCAAUGCCCUCCUUCUCACCUAAGCGAAUAUGAAGAGGUUGCCUACUUUUACAACAUGCAACUAAGAGCGCAUCCAUCGCCAACGGAAAUGAAUUUGUCGCUGCUUUUGCUUGCACUUGAAUUCUAUGUUGUAUAUGGCGGGCUUUGGCUUCCAUGUGGCAUCUACUACGAUUUAUAUAGCGGCCUCUACAGUCAACAGGAACAGGAAGAAGACGAGUAUUGGAUGUGCGUACCGAGAACCGAAACGUGUUUAAAGGUCAGCGAUCCGUGCUCACUGAAUGAAACUCACUACUACGCAAAACGCAGUAUUUGCGAAGGAAGAUGCAAAUCAAGAGUAGAUUUAUUCAUUGAGCAUCAAAUAUAG